AUGGAGAAAGAUAACCCAUUAUUGCCAUUCGCGUUUAGUAUUUCAUCUAUUAAUGAUUCAAUUCCAUUAGAUACUACUCCAAGAGAUAAACUUACAAUUGAUGAAAAUGCUAGUAGUUUAUAUCAUACUAGAAGAACAUCAAUAACAUCUCCAUCUUCUUUUAAACAACCAAGACCGGUGUUAAAUAAAUCAUUCCCACCUAGUUUGAAAAGAAAAAUGGGAGAAAGUUUUAAUGAUAAAGAUGACAUCAAAAGAAUCGAUAUUGGCUUUGAAGAAGAAGAAGAAGAAGAGGAGGGGCAGGAGGACAAGGAGGGUGUUGAUAGCAAAGACGAGGAGACGAGAGACAUCAUAGACGAUAUUACUCAACAUGAAAGUUCAAUGCAACAAGUACCAUUACCACCAAGUAGUCCACCACCAACUGAAUUAUUUACUGAUGUUGGAUUAGUAUCAGAAUUUGAUUUUACAACUAAUCCAGAAACAACAUAUGAAAUACCUAAAUCACCAACUAAAAAAAUUCAUCUUAAUUUUCCAAGUGAAUUAAAUGAUUUUACAAUUAAUAGUUCACCAACUAAGAAACAGAAAUUGAAACCAUUAAUUAGUUCAGAAGCUGAUUUUGGUAUUGAUAAAUUUAAUAGAUUUCAUGGGAAUUUAACUUAUGAAUUACUGUCUAGUACUGGAUUAGAUGAAUUUGAACAUGUUAAUGAGGCAAUUAAACAAUCAAGUUAUAAUAAAGCAAGAGAUGUUAUAUUAAGAUCAUUUGAAGAUAUGGAAACUGUGAUAAAUUUAGAAGGAAUGAAUUUAUAUGAAUUACCUACUGAAAUUAAAGAUAUGAAUAAUUUAGUUAUAUUUGAUGAAGAUGAUGAGCAAAGAAAUUAUCAUUUAUUUUUGAAUAAUAAUAAUUUAAAUCAAUUACCUCCUGCUUUAUUUAAAUAUACUAAAUUACAAGUUUUAUCUUUGAGAAUUAAUAGAUUAACUAGUAUUCCUCCAUUAAUUGAUAAAUUACAAAAUCUUGUUGAUUUAUCAUUAGGUGCAAACUGUCUUAGGUUUUUACCAUUUCAAAUAUUGAAUUUGAAAAAUUUGGAAAAUUUCACUGCUGGUCCUAAUUCAUUUAAAAGAGUAGCAGAUUUCCCAGAUGAAGAUAUCAUUGAAAUUAAUACUAAAAAUAGGUCAAACAUAAUUAAACUAUAG
Molecule: messenger RNA, 1188 nt
Organism: Candida tropicalis MYA-3404
Lineage: Eukaryota; Fungi; Ascomycota; Pichiomycetes; Serinales; Debaryomycetaceae
Exons: 1
Coding region: 1-1188 (395 amino acids)
Molecular function (GO): protein binding
Source: RefSeq, a predicted model, not a curated record